GAGAAAAAAAACAGUGGUGAAGCGAAUUGACAGCAGGAGCGUUUGCUAGUCCGUUAGCAACCUACAUGUGGAGGGAAGAGCAGCGAGAGUUGCUCACAGCCCAAAGUUAGCACAUUUUUUCUUUUUCUUUUGUAUCGGGACAGCGUCGCGGCGACCUCGGGGAGUUUUUAAAGCGUAGAUAAGUUGAGAUAAAGAUGAAAGGUAGCCGGAUCGAGCUGGGGGACGUCACCCCCCACAACAUUAAACAGCUGAAGCGACUCAACCAAGUCAUCUUCCCUGUCAGUUACAACGACAAGUUCUACAAAGAUGUGCUGGAAGUAGGAGAACUUGCAAAGCUAGCGUACUUCAAUGACAUCGCCGUGGGAGCCGUGUGCUGUCGAGUGGAUCACUCCCAGAACCAGAAAAGAUUGUACAUCAUGACACUUGGCUGCCUCGCUCCCUACCGCAGACUCGGCAUAGGAACAAAGAUGCUGAACCACGUGCUGAACAUCUGUGAGAAGGAUGGCACUUUUGACAACAUUUACCUUCAUGUGCAGAUCAGCAACGAGUCUGCAAUUGACUUCUACCAGAAGUUUGGGUUUGAGAUCAUCGAAACUAAAAAGAACUAUUACAAGAGGAUAGAGCCAGCAGAUGCUCACGUUCUCCAGAAGAGCCUGCGGAGCCCAUGUGAGCCCCUAGCAGGAGACCUGCAGAAGGCUGAGUAGAAGCCGGAGCACUCUGGAGAGACGGAUCUCGGCCCAUAUUUACAAAGUGGAACUGUGAUUGAUGCCCCAGGGCCUGUAGAUACACCACUUUUUUGAAGGGCAGUUUAAAGAGAGAAACCAUGACAAAUUGCUGAAUUUUUAUUUUUUAAAAACAAAACUCAGUCCCAAUCAGUUUGCAUUUGUUUAUUUUAUUUUUUAUUUUUUUUGUCAUUUAGAGAGUUGAAAUUAGACACACAGGUUUUUUUCCAGGCAGAAUACAUAAGUGCUCCAAAAAGCUGCUUACUUGUUACAGAGUAGACACGGUGAAAGUUAACUGUCAAUACCCUUUGCAUUUUGUUCUAAAUCGUUAAUGGCAAGGGGGCACGACGUUGUUGUUUGAACAUGCCGAUAGACCUUUUUAAAAGAGGACUGUUGUUUUUCGGCGAGAGGUGGUCCUGCCUGGUAGCGUUGGACGUCACACUACAGAUCGUCUCUGUGAUUUCCGGACCUUCUGUCACCUCGCCACCUGAGCCUGGGGAUGCAGAUGUGAUUGAUUUUACAGGCAGAGAGCAAGGGAUGAUUAUUGCACGUGUCUCUUUGCAGUGCAAGUCUCUCCAAUCUGCCUCGUCUGGAUCAUCUCGCCCCCUCGAGCCGGCAUGAACAUGGUCAAACGGUUUGAGAGUGAGAGAUUGGGUGUGGGAGUGUUGGAAUGAACACCACUCCCGUUUCUGAAUAUCUUUGCUUUUCUGCCUAAUAUUUAAAGUCCCCUUAACUUUUUUGUUUUGUUUUGCCUAAUUGCUGGUUGGUUCAUGGCUUUUCCUGGGGUGCUGUUGGUGCUUCAGAUUUGAGAAAAGACUGUAAGUGCCAGUUAUGGAGAGGAGGUGUGCUGUUGGUACAGUUACCGCAGAAUAUAAGACUCUUUUUAAAAACGCACGUGCCUUUUCUACACACUCGCAUUCCACGUGCAAGAAUUUGAUUUUAAUUUAUUUUGAGUAUUUUUUUUCCAAGAUUUCACAAACCACGUUGAUGUAACGCCACACCGAAUGUAACUGUUGACAUGGUUUCAUUUAACAGUCUGUUUGAUUGUAAAAAAAAAAAAAUGUGGAUAACAUAAAAGGAAAACAGUUAACAUUUUUAUUGAAUGGUUUCAGUCGGAAUUUUUGUCUCCAUGUCACAACACACAAAUGUCGUUCGUUCAUCAAUAUUAAUUUCAGCAGUCUCCUCUUCGGCACACUGGCAGCUAAAAACCUACCCACAGCAUGUCGCUCUCAUUUCAGUGAUGUUCACUGACCACAAAAAAAAAAAACCAUCCGUUUUUUAACACAUUGUGGGAUUGUUGUGGUUUGGGUUUAGAGGUUCCUUAUGCUGAACUUGGAUUUGCAGGCCAGACCCCAGGGGAAGCCUUGACACUGCAUGCCAAGAGGGAUGUGACCGCUCCAUUGUAGUUCAAGCAUGUUUUCUUUCUUUCUUCCUUUGGAAAUUUUUGUCUUUUCUGGAGCUCUAUAUUGUAAAACUUUUAAAACCUCUAAAUAAAAUACUAUUUGCAUUA
This is a messenger RNA of Silurus meridionalis, 2232 nucleotides long. It is a transcript of the gene naa50, whose product is annotated as N-alpha-acetyltransferase 50, NatE catalytic subunit. Bases 195 to 704 code for a protein of 169 amino acids. Gene Ontology annotation, cellular component: NatA complex. The record is from RefSeq and is a predicted model, not a curated record. The transcript is spliced from 5 exons. Gene Ontology annotation, molecular function: acyltransferase activity, transferring groups other than amino-acyl groups. Lineage: Eukaryota; Metazoa; Chordata; Actinopteri; Siluriformes; Siluridae. Gene Ontology annotation, biological process: mitotic sister chromatid cohesion.